Striga hermonthica is the source of this 354-nucleotide messenger RNA. NCBI's taxonomy places the organism in Eukaryota, Viridiplantae, Streptophyta, Magnoliopsida, Lamiales, Orobanchaceae. The record is from the annotation of a GenBank genome assembly.
AUGGUGAAUCCUUGGAAUAAUGCAAAAUGGCCGCUACUCACUGCGGGCGAUGGAAAGGGAUCUACAGCUAAGUCGAAUCUCGGCAUCGAGGAUCCGAUUCAACUUCAGAACUCGGAUAAUCCAGGCAUGAUCUUAGUAUCUCAUCCGCUAACAGGAGCUAACUACCUUCCAUGGAGAAAGGCGAUGACGAUCGCGCUUGGAGCUAAAUCAAAGCUCGGUUUUGUAAAUGGUAAGAUCCCCGAACCAGAUGAAAUGGAUGAGAACUAUGAUACUUGGAAGAAAAGUGAUUAUAUGAUUACCUCGUGGAUCCUGAAUACGCUGUCUAAGGAUAUUGUUGAAAUUUUGUUUAUGUGA